UGUGUAGAUAUCAGAGCAGCAGAAGAAUGAGGAAGCCGGAACUGUGUAGUGGUAAAGACAGCAAGUUUAGAAAGGGAUUGUGGUCGCCAGAAGAAGAUGAGAAACUGAUGAACUACAUGCUGAACAAUGGACAAGGUUGUUGGAGCGACGUGGCAAGAAAUGCUGGCCUCCAAAGAUGUGGCAAAAGUUGUCGGCUACGAUGGAUCAAUUACCUGAGGCCUGAUCUUAAGAGAGGUGCAUUCUCACCCCAAGAAGAGGAACUCAUCAUCCACUUCCAUUCCUUUCUUGGAAACAGAUGGUCUCAAAUAGCGGCGCGUUUGCCUGGGAGAACCGACAAUGAGAUAAAAAACUUUUGGAAUUCAACCAUAAAGAAAAGACUCAAGAACAUGUCUACGACCACAGCUUCAACCUCACCAAAUUCAAGUGAGACCUCGUCUGAACCAAGUAAUAAAGACCUCAACAUGGGAGGGUUUAUGCCUACACAACAUCAUCAGCAUGCAACCUUUGUGCCUGUGUUUGGUUCAUCUCCAACACAAUCAAUGCAAACAACAGUUUUCAACACAAUGAUCGAAAGGUUGGAUCAUGAACUAAACAUGCCACACGUUGGUGAAUACUUGGAAGGCACAGGGCCAUGCUUUUCUCAAAAUGAAGCUCACAACAAAAGUUCUUAUUUAGAAAACGGAGUCUUUGGGAGUGUAAAUAUUGGGAUUGAAGGGGAUAUGUUUGUUCCUCCCCUUGAGAAUCUAAACACCAGCAACAAUCAUAACCUGAGUAGCACCUGCAAGAGUUACUUUGAUGACAUAAAUAGUAUCCUUAACAACUGCAACAUUGGCAUAUCUAGUGAAAAUAAGGAAGGAGUGGAGAAUUUGUUUCAGCAAGAUGCAGAAUGGGACUUUGAGGAGUUGAUGAAAGAUGUUUCCUCCUUUCCGUUUGUUGAUUUUUCAUUCUGAUUAUGAACUUUCUGGGGAUUCCAUAUUUCCAAAUCCAAGCCUCCAGAACUCUAUAUAUCAUCCUUAUUUUGCACACUCAAUCUUGUAUUAUACACUGCUAUUUUUUGCCCUUGUACCGAAUUCAUAAGUUAGCAAACAGACAGAUAUAGGUCUCAAAUAAAAGUCCAACGUAUAAGUAUUUCUUGGUAUCAAUUGCUGAUCGUGUUAUUAGUCUUUCAGGUUAAUUAACUUCUGCACUGACAGUUUUUAAGAUCAUCACUCCUUUGCUGGAAACCUGUGUAAAUCUGCCAUACUUGUAAAAAAAAGGAUGUGAAUAGAUUGUUAUACAUUA
Molecule: messenger RNA, 1281 nt
Organism: Vigna angularis (adzuki bean)
Lineage: Eukaryota; Viridiplantae; Streptophyta; Magnoliopsida; Fabales; Fabaceae
Product: transcription factor MYB46
Exons: 2
Coding region: 27-950 (307 amino acids)
Source: RefSeq, a predicted model, not a curated record